AUGAUUCCACCUCCCGAUCCUCCACAGGAGGCUACCGACAUCUUCUCCAUUUCCGACCAAGUUUUGGCCGACAGGCUUCAGUUCAUCGAAGAGAUUGGCUUCGGGAACUGGGGCAGUGUGUGGUUGUGUCGCCCAAAGCCUGAUUCGUCCUCCCCAUCCACCGACAGUCCGCAUGCACUCAACGACACCAAGAUCGCUGUCAAACUUGUCCACCGUUCUAAGACCUCUACUACGGCGGCGCGAGUUCGCUCACUAUGGAACGAAAUGAAAGUUGUCAGAUCAUUCAAGCACGAGCCACAUCCGUCCAUCAUCCCAUUCUAUUCGUUUAUCAUUACCCCCUCGUAUGCUUUAAUUACAAUGGCAUACCAUCCUCGUCUAGUUCCCGUUGAGGUCCCAGAGAGUACUUCCCGACUUUGGUUUCAUUCCCUGCUUUCUGGGGUCGAAUUCCUUCACAAACGUGGUGUAGUCCAUAACGACAUCAAGCCUGCAAACAUCUUACUGUCGCAAGAGAACAUACCAGUGCUUGUGGACUUUGGCUUUGCAGAGCGGUACGAUGUCAAUUCAAGUACAGCUUUUCAUAGCAAUCUUUCAUAUGGAACUCCAGAGUAUCUCUCCCCUGAACGUGCAAGGGGUUUACCCCAUGAUACUCGUAAAUCAGACGUCUGGUCCCUUGGUGUAACGCUUUUUGAGAUCCUGAUCGGUCGUACACCCUUCGAGCACUCUGAAGGCGAGCAGUUCACCACCAAAGAGGAUCUAGAGAAAUACUGGAAUCGAACACUUCGCGGCAAAUGGGUGGGCACGUGGAAGAUGUCAAAGGGUUUGGAGAAGCUGCUUCGCCGAAUGGUGUUACCUAAUGCUGACCUGAGAUGCACGGCUUCGGAAGCCAUGCUGGAUGCGUAUUGGUCGCAGGAUGCGGCAUUGAAAUCUCAUCGUAAAUCUAGCAGCAUCUCACAUGCGCCUACGCUCUCCCUACGAUUGGAGAAGGAUGUAGCGAUGUUCUCCGACGUUGUGCCUCCAUGGUCUCCGCAAGAGGAUGUAUCUGAGAAGCCCACGAAGGAGCACGCCAGGAGAGACAGUAUUGACAAGGAGGCUGAUCGGGCCAAUUCCCCUUCAGAGGUGCGGGAGAAGCCUAACCGGCGCUCGAGCCUCAUCGCGCAGAAUCGUCAUGCUAGGUCGCAGUCACAACCGAAGCUGCAGACUCCGGAAGGGCGUGGUGUUACACGGACGAAGAGGAAUGCGUUGAUGCCUUCCCUCCUCGCAACACUUUCACCUGUCAAGCAUUCACCGCCUACCACAUCGACGGUGGCUGUUUCGUCUGCUGCUGGUAAGGAGAAUGCGGCGCCCGCAAUGGGCGCGAAGGCGGCGAGAACUACGCGUAGGCCUCUCGGGCCUCGGGGGCCAACGCCCCCCAGCUCUCCUGUGCAGAGGCAUAACCAGCCUUUGGCAUCGAAAGAGAAUGCGCCGCCUCAUGCGAUGGCAAAGGAGAAGCAAGGGCGACGCAGCAGGGUCUUCAAGGAUGUCACCUCCGCGAAUCAGAACGCGGAUACCGCGUCAGCGAUUCCGAAGCGAGUGGAGAAGCCGAAGGAGGUACUUUCGAGCUCAGUGCGCAACAGGAUGCGGGAGUGGGAGCGAGAACGGGAGCGGCUGCGGGAGAUGGAACAGCUUGAGGAGCGUAUGCGAGAAGCGGAAGAGGAGCGAGAGAAAGAGAGGCGGAGAUACGAGAAGGAGAUGGAAGAGGCGCGAGAGCAGGAGCGGGUGUUGGAGCUCGAGAUGAGGCAGCAGCGAGAGCUAGAACUGGAGCGCCAGCGCACCUUGGAGCUUGAGCGUGUGCGACUGAAGGCGAGAGAGGCGGAGCCCCGCCCCGCCCUGUCGAGGAUUAUAACGGGGGGCGCAUCGUCCGUGACACCUCCCGGGAGCGUCCCAAUUACGCCACUCGGUCCGUUGCAUGAAGAGCCAUUAGAGUCAGACAUCUUGAACGAUGAGCACUUCCGUUCGGGCAACGAAUCAGGCAUUAGCAUCCUGAAGCAGAGCUUGAAGGUGUCGCUUGGCGGGGCCAUGAGGCUCUACAAGUCAUCGGCUCUGGCUCUAGGGCGAUCUACUCCCGGAUUGGAGUUAUCUCAUGAUCUUGACGAGGAUGAUGUGUCGAGAAUCAGCAUGAGUGAUCGGGCAUCUUGGGAGGACGACUCACUUAUUCGUAAAGCUAACUCGUCGCUGCCAGGCGUUCGGCAGGCCGUGCGGAAUGAAGGCAUGGCGACAGCCAAUCAACUCGAUCGCAUGACAAUUUGGAUCCGCAAUGUUGAACAGGUUGUUGAGGAUGCCCGUCAAAAUUUUGCGGCAUCAUCGCCCACCACAGGAUUACUCCCUCCCCUUCCUCUCGCGCCUGUAAGCAGACGGCCCUCGACAAGCCACGACCGUAGUAAUCGAUCCUCGCGUGUCCCACGCAAGAUCUUGCCCGCAAACAAGAUCUUUGUUGAUGAGUACGAAUCCGGUAUAUUUGACAGAAUCCCAACGUCGUUCGAUCAGUCCACUGUGGAAGACACGAAGGCAGAGACCACCGGGAAUGUGGACCAGACACUACCGACAAUUCCUUCGGAGCAACCUAGUUUUGCGUCGGGAUCUAUGCCGCUACCGGUACCUGAGACACCCUCCCGUCGACGUCGCGCAACUGUAGUGACGCGCUCACCAGAACCGGCUCGCAAGAAGAGCAGCGACUGUGUCGUCGAGUCGCCGUCGAAGCGAAGGGAGAAGUCCAGGUCGCAAUAUGAUCUCCUACGUCCGAUCACACCGGUCGCGAAGUUGGAGUUUGAGCUGGAGAAACUGGCACUACCUCCGCGUCCUCAACGACUCUCUGCAGUCGUUGACCGGAGCAUCUUCAUUGCUCCUUCACCCAUGCCACGACUACGCGAGUCAGACGUUGUACACGAAUGUAUCGAGGACGAUUUAACAUCCUCUCCCCUCCAUGUCGAUCCUUACCCACAGAGGAUACCAGCAUCGAAUGCUGCCGAUACCCUCGAUACUCCUACAAGGAAGCAUGUUGAGGAAAUAUACGAUCGGUUCCUCAUGUCGACCGCCGGUGUAAAGCGUGUUGGACGGGGUUACCAGUCCGAUUACCUACGUCCAAUCUCAAAUAUCCCCGUGCAGGCAUCUGGUUCAAAACGGGGCCACGGACUUUUUCAUUCGACGCGACGCCCCAUGCUGCCACCAGUAUCCAGUGAGGAUCUCCGUAGAGCUUCAUCAGUCGAUGAGUUUGGGGUAGUCGUUCCCUCGGCGCGCGAUGGGGGUUCGUCACCUGCAGAUUCGGGGAAAAACACCGUUGCAAUUGUCCGCAAGGCCUUUAAGGCUAUUGUGACUGGCAAAUCUGUGUCCACUAGGACCAAAGUCGUAUGA
Molecule: messenger RNA, 3387 nt
Organism: Fibroporia radiculosa
Lineage: Eukaryota; Fungi; Basidiomycota; Agaricomycetes; Polyporales; Fibroporiaceae
Exons: 14
Coding region: 1-3387 (1128 amino acids)
Biological process (GO): peptidyl-serine phosphorylation; autophagy
Cellular component (GO): cytoplasm
Molecular function (GO): protein serine/threonine kinase activity; ATP binding
Source: RefSeq, a predicted model, not a curated record